Panicum virgatum (switchgrass) is the source of this 593-nucleotide messenger RNA. RefSeq lists its product as uncharacterized. The transcript has a single exon. The record is from RefSeq and is a predicted model, not a curated record. Lineage: Eukaryota; Viridiplantae; Streptophyta; Magnoliopsida; Poales; Poaceae. The coding region runs from base 79 to 438 and encodes 119 amino acids.
UUCCGGACCUUGCAUUGGAGAGCACAGUGUUAGCUAUAGCUAGCUAGCGCGUCGCCGUCGUGCUCGUGCUUCGAUCGAAUGGAUCGCCGUGGCGCCGGGCCUUCCCUCCUCGCCAAACUCGGCGUGGGCGCCCUCACCUGCAACUCCGCCAUGGCGGCCUACCGGUCGCGGCGGGACCCGGCCUCGCUCGCGUUCGUGGCCGCCGCCUACGCGGCGCUGGUGCUGCUCCUGCGCUCCCUGCGCGUGCUCGAGCGCGCGCCGCCGGCCGGCCGGGGCCGGGGCAGGGCCAAGGCGGCGGUGUGGGCGCUCUCGACGCUGCUCACCGCGAUGUUCGCGUCGCGCGUGGCCCCGCUGGUGCCGCCGGCGGUCGGGGUCGCCGUCUGGGUCAUGGCGGUCGCGACGGCCGGCGCCGGGUUCUGGGCCUUCUUUGUUGCCUAGUACUAGUAAGCAUAGCAAAGACUGGCUGGCUUCGGUGUCGUCGUGGCAGGGAUCGAGCUGACUUGUACCAGAUUUUGUUGGCCAUAUAUGUAGUGCCGGAUGUGUAGUCGAUCAUUUUUUUUUAUUGUUACUACUUCUUAUAAUUAUGUCUUUCA